ACGGGACAAAGAUGGCGCAAGUAUAUCCGUCUUUAAAAACGAGAUAAAAUUAGGAGGUGACACAUCUCACCUCCAUAAGUUUAAAAGAGGAAGAUGAGUUGUCACUGACAUGUCGAAAAAGUAAAUAUGUCAAGAAUCACCAUAACCUUCAAACCUUCUUGGAAGAUAUGGAAAUAUUAAUUUAUUAGGACUUUAUUUUAAUUUACUGUGAUGUUGCCUCGAUUAUACAAAACGGACGCUGAAAUUCGUAAAUAUCAAAUUAAUACACUCAUGGUUUUUAAUGACAAUGUUCGCGAAAUAUAUGAAGGAGAGGAAUACGAAAUAGGUUUCACUUCAGGAGGCAACAGUUUCUCUUUGAAGGUACAUCUAAGUAGGGAUUUUCCUAAUGAUAAACCCAAGUUGAAAGUAUAUCCUGUGGUACACCAUCAUUGGGUAGACAGCGAUGGAGUUAUUCAGUCAGCCCCAGGCCUAUUAAGUUUCAACGUACAUUCCUCAGACUUGGGUAGAGUAGUUCAAGCAAUCAUACGAGAAUUUCAGCGGGAUCCACCUCCUUUAGCAUCAUCUAUUAGUUUCACAACUACCUCUACAUCAAUAAAUAAUGGAGAGGUACACCAGUCCAGUCCUCUAACAUAUCCCCUAUUCACGUCACCCAAUCCUGUAUUCACAUCUGCACACAGUCGUGUGUCCAUUCCAUCUUAUGAUCCAUCAUUUACAUACUUAGCCCAACAUGCACAACAGUCAAGUUAUACCCAGAAAACUUACGCUUUUCCCGAACUCUCCCAUAUGUGCAUAGAAGAACUGAAGUUCCUCAAUGAAAAUGUAGAUAGGCAGAAUGAAUUUAUAGAUGAAUUACCACUCAUAAGAGAACAGAAUAAAGCUAUGGAUAAUCUUGCUGUGCAGAUUGAAGAAAUGGCAGCAUCAAAUUUAUCAAAAAAGGGAGUUCUAGAACAGUUACGAAAAGAUGUUGACCAGAAGGUAGAUGAAGUGACAGAACUAGUCCUUGAAAAUGAACAACUUCUUGCCAGUUAUCAAAGUCUAUCUGAUAAAUAUGCUCCUAGGAAUAUACAGGAAGAACUACGGAAAGCAGCAAGGAAAAUGGAAGGAGAAAGCGAAAAGGUAGCGGAAAAUUUCUUAAAUGGCAGCAUUGAUGUUGACAACUUUGUGUCAAAUUUUAUCAGAACAAGAAUGAUCUCGCAAGCAAGAAAAACCAAAGAGGAAAAGUUGGGACAGCAACUGGACCAAUUAGAAAGGGCAGGAUUUUAACCACAUGCUAUUAUUCAAUAGCAAGCUGAUGUGCUGGUACUGCGUUUUAUUGGACCAAUAUAACUGUGAACUCUACACUGAACAUUUAUCCGACCUUAUAUCCAAUGUUGAUGCGGUGCAUGCAUUUCUCAUUCAACAUGUCAGUGCUUGUGUCAAAAUUCUACAACCAGUUUCACGGGGAGUCAAAACAGAAGCAUUGCUCGCGAUUUGGUAGGAGGGAGCAUCGGCGACAAUGUUGCCAUAUUCAUUCCCUAUGAUAAUGACUGUAUGAUUUUGAUAGUAAGGCUACUACUAACUAGACAAACGCCAAUAUGUAUGUAGAGGCUAUGCCGAUGGGCAGUGGUCCAUUGUAAAGGGAAGGCGUCAUGUGAACCGUUUGUGAUCUAUAAAUUAUAAAAAUACUCCUCAGUAUUAUUUCCGCUCGGUUCAAGCGAGAGUGGAUACUGAUACUGAAAUGAACAAGAAAUUGCUAUAGAAAAUAACUUUUUCUACUUUCAAUGGAAAUUAAAAGUUGUGAAUGUUAUUAGUUUUAAUUAUUGGCCGAUGUAUAUUUAUUUUUGCGGUAUGGUAAAGAGUAUAUUGCCACAAGUAUUAUACGGACAGCAUCAUAUGAAGUGUAAAUGGCAACAUUGGUUUGGUGUUACUAGUAAAAUGUCAUGUCUAGUCUCAUUAUUAAACAGCGUUAGUUUUGCUACUAUACUGCCCAUGAUUUCUACGGCUGUGUAAUACUCGCGGAAAUAUACUGCAUAAUUUGUGCAAUGAUUCCAACUAGUGGACUUGCAACAUAGAUUUGUAUUGUGAUUUUACUUCAGGUUUAUAAGUACAUACAAUGUAUGGUAAUUCUGCUUUGAUUGUGGGGUGAAUGCUAUUAAAUGUAUGUGAAGAUCUACAUGUUUUAUAUUUUCCUUUAUAACUAUCUUUUUUACUUUAGCAAAAAAUAUGUUAUCGAAUUUAAUUGUAGUUGUAAAACAUAAGAAUAAAAAGACAUAUAUAUCAACAAUAA
Acanthoscelides obtectus is the source of this 2266-nucleotide messenger RNA. The record is from the annotation of a GenBank genome assembly. NCBI's taxonomy places the organism in Eukaryota, Metazoa, Arthropoda, Insecta, Coleoptera, Chrysomelidae.